AUGGCAGCAACGGCAAGCAUCGAGUCCGACCCGGCGGGCCCGGCAGUGAUCCCCCCAAAGGACAUCAACCCGCUGCCCUUCACCGCUUUUGUCAACCUCCCCGCAGACAUCGUUUUCGAUUUCGAACCCUUUCUCAAAUCUGAUCUCAACCUCGACGUUUCGCGCGACAAAGCCUCUUCCUCCUCCGAUAUCUGCAAGUACUUCACAAAGGGCCACUGCCACAAGGGCGCCGGAUGCCAGUUUCGUCAUUCGCGGAAUGAAAAGACGGUCGUGUGCAAGCAUUGGCUCCGGGGGUUGUGCAAGAAGGGGGAUUUGUGUGAGUUUCUGCACGAGUACAAUUUGAAAAAAAUGCCGGAAUGCUGGUUUUACGCCAAAUAUGGUGAAUGCAGCAAUCCGGAAUGCAUGUACCUUCACAUCGACCCAAAGACAAAGUUGAAGGACUGUCCGUUCUAUGUGUCGGGUUUCUGCAAACUAGGACCUGCUUGCAAAGGGAAACAUGUACGGAAAGCCAUAUGUCAAAACUACUUAACCGGAUUCUGUCCGAGGGGCCCAGAAUGCAACCUCGGUCAUCCGAAAUUUGACCCUCCCAACUACAACAGCGCUGGCGCGGGAGCCCAAACGGAGCAGACGCAGCAGAUGAACCAGACGCUCGCCGCUGAUGGCAACCGCCCGUUCCGGCCGCUGGAUCAGGUCACUUGUUUCAAGUGUGGUGACAAAGGCCAUUACGCCAAUCAUUGCCCCAAACGGCGGAAAUUUGAUCAAGAAGAUGGUCAACCGAUACCAACUGUGUCCUAG
Messenger RNA from Fimicolochytrium jonesii, 795 nucleotides. RefSeq names its product cleavage and polyadenylation specific factor 4, 30kDa. The transcript has 3 exons. The coding region runs from base 1 to 795 and encodes 264 amino acids. Gene Ontology annotation, molecular function: RNA binding; zinc ion binding. Lineage: Eukaryota; Fungi; Chytridiomycota; Chytridiomycetes; Spizellomycetales; Powellomycetaceae. The record is from RefSeq and is a predicted model, not a curated record.